CAUUUUAGGAAGCACGUGACACGUGCACCCAGCGCAGACAAGACAAUCGUCCCUCUAAAUUACCAACUUCUUCCAACUGACUUGUCCAUGCUUCCUUCCUACUGCCUAGCUUUCUCCGCCCAAAAUCUUCACUCUCACUAACAAUUCUCCACGCGGCCGUACACGGCGGACCUCGGCCUCCCCAUGGCGCAAUCUAUCAACCUCUUCAUUUCAAUCUCACACUCCACCAAGCCCUCGCUCGGCUCCCCCAACGCCGCUCUCCGUUUCGCCCUCGCGAAGAACCCUAGCCGGACCUCCCUCUGCAUCAGGGCCUCCGCCGCCUCGGACACAAAUCCGGCGUUUCUGACAUCAGAAAACGGCGGCGGCACCGUUUUGGCAGCCGAUCCUUUGCGCACGGUCGCUGAUUCCAGCUCAAUCGACGUGGAUGCGGUGACGGAGGCAGAGCUAAAGGAGAAUGGGUUCCGUAGCACGCGGCGGACGAAGCUGAUCUGCACGAUAGGCCCCGCCACGUGCGGGGCGGAGCAGCUGGAGGCGCUGGCGGUGGGCGGGAUGAAUGUGGCGAGGAUUAACAUGUGCCACGGCACCAGAGAGUGGCACCGGGAAGUGAUUGGGCGGGUCAGGAGGCUGAAUGAGGAGAAGGGAUAUGCGGUGGCCAUCAUGAUGGAUACGGAGGGGAGCGAGAUUCACAUGGGGGAUCUCGGUGGUGCUUCGUCGGCUAAAGCUGAGGAUGGUCAAAUCUGGACUUUCAGUGUUAGAGCUUUUGAUACGGCUCUUCCAGAGCGCACUAUUAAUGUGAACUAUGGUGGCUUUGCCGAAGAUGUAGAAAUAGGAGAUGAGCUUCUCGUAGAUGGUGGAAUGGUGAGGUUUGAAGUGAUUGAGAAAAUUGGUCCAGAUGUCAAGUGUCUUUGUACUGACCCUGGACUUCUAUUACCCCGGGCUAAUUUGACAUUCUGGCGUGAUGGGAGCCUGGUGCGUGAACGUAAUGCUAUGCUACCCACGAUAUCUUCUAAGGAUUGGUUGGACAUUGAUUUUGGGAUUGCUGAAGGUGUUGAUUUUAUUGCCAUAUCAUUCGUCAAGUCCGCUGAAGUCAUAAAGCAUCUUAAGAGCUAUAUCAAGGCACACGCUCCUGAUAGUGACAUCUCCGUAAUUGCGAAAAUCGAAAGUAUUGACUCGCUCACAAACUUGGAGGAAAUCGUUCUAGCUUCAGAUGGUGCAAUGGUGGCGAGAGGUGACCUCGGAGCCCAAAUCCCGCUAGAACAGGUUCCGUCUGAACAGCAAAGAAUAGUUCGAGUCUGUCGGCAGCUGAACAAGCCCGUAAUCGUUGCAAGUCAGCUGCUUGAAUCCAUGAUAGAGUACCCCACGCCAACUAGGGCUGAGGUGGCGGAUAUUUCCGAGGCAGUUCGCCAGCGUUCGGAUGCUCUUAUGCUUUCUGGAGAGUCUGCCAUGGGUCAAUACCCGGAAAAAGCAUUGACCGUUUUGAGAAGUGUGAGCCUGAGGAUCGAGAAAUGGUGGAGGGAGGAGAAAAGGCACGAGGCCAUGGAGCUGCCGGGCAUAGCAUCUUCCUUUGCUGAUCGUAUUUCGGAAGAGAUAUGUAACUCUGCUGCUAAGAUGGCCAACAACUUGGAGGUUGAUGCUAUAUUCGUUUACACAAAGAGUGGUGACAUGGCAUCCCUCCUUUCACGCUGUCGACCUGACUGCCCGAUUUUUGCAUUUACAACGACUACUUCUGUACGUCGGCGCCUGAAUCUGCAGUGGGGCCUCAUACCUUUCCGUUUGAGCUUCUCAGAUGACAUGGAAAGCAAUCUCAACAAGACUUUCUCGCUGCUCAAGGCCAGAGGAAUGAUAAAAUCGGGUGACCUGGUUAUUUCCAUCUCUGACAUGUUGCAGUCCAUUCAAGUUACUAAUGUCCCUUGAGAUUUUGUUCCUUGAGUCUUGUUGUUCAACUCCAAACAUGUUGUACCGAAUGUCUCGAGUGAUGCAAGUUUAGACCCUGAGCUGGGAUGUGUUUUCCUAUUUUUUGUUUCUGUUAUUUUGAAUUUUCAUAAAUGGUGAUAAGUAUUUAUUCUGAUUUGUUCUAUUAGAAGUUUCAUUUCAUUCAAGAUGACCAUAUAUCAUGUGAUCAAAUUAGUAUAAAUAUAUUC
Molecule: messenger RNA, 2141 nt
Organism: Striga asiatica
Lineage: Eukaryota; Viridiplantae; Streptophyta; Magnoliopsida; Lamiales; Orobanchaceae
Source: the annotation of a GenBank genome assembly